This is a messenger RNA of Paraphaeosphaeria sporulosa, 2015 nucleotides long. Its product is annotated as peptide chain release factor eRF/aRF subunit 1. The transcript has 4 exons. The coding region runs from base 323 to 1636 and encodes 437 amino acids. Gene Ontology annotation, molecular function: sequence-specific mRNA binding; translation release factor activity, codon specific. Gene Ontology annotation, cellular component: cytosol; translation release factor complex. Lineage: Eukaryota; Fungi; Ascomycota; Dothideomycetes; Pleosporales; Didymosphaeriaceae. The record is from RefSeq and is a predicted model, not a curated record. Gene Ontology annotation, biological process: cytoplasmic translational termination.
GCCGCAGCAGACGCGGGCCUGAUUGGGCGCGCAGCCGAGCGCCCGCCGCCUGGAGCCCUGCCGCUGGUUGGCAAAAGGCAGCCGGCGGCCAGCGUCACCGCCCACGGACAAAUAAAUCCAGUCGCUGCCCAAGAGCCUGUCCGCCUCCCUCUUUUGCACUGCAACACCCCACAGCGCACUCUCGCUGCCUGGCUGCCUGUCCCAGACGCCCGCCCGCCGCCCGUCGGCUCCUCCGCUCUCGCGUGCCCCCGCCGAAAAUUUGUGAUCACAGCCCCGCCGCUGGACCCCGCCUGAACACGACUCUCGCUCUCCCACCGCAGCCAUGUCGGCACCUCCCCAGGGACAGGGCGCUGACGCCGAGAAGAACAUCGAGAUAUGGAAGGUCAAGAAGCUGAUCAAGCGCCUCGAGGCCGCCCGUGGAAACGGCACGAGCAUGAUCUCGCUCAUCAUCCCGCCCAAGGACCAGGUUUCCCGCGCCGCAAAGAUGCUGGCGGAAGAAUUCGGCACCGCGAGCAACAUCAAGUCGCGCGUCAACCGCUUGUCCGUCCUCUCCGCCAUUACCUCGACCCAGCAGCGCCUGAAGCUCUACUCCAAGGUCCCCCCGAACGGCCUGGUCAUCUACUGCGGUGAAAUCAUCACCGCCGAGGGCAAGGAGCGCAAGAUCAACAUCGACUUCGAGCCCUUCAAGCCCAUCAAUACCUCGCUGUACCUCUGCGACAACAAAUUUCAUACCGAAGCGCUGAGCGAGCUGCUCGAGUCGGACCAAAAGUUUGGCUUCAUCAUCAUGGACGGAAACGGCGCCCUCUUCGGCACGCUCUCUGGGAACACGCGCGACAUUGUGCACAAGUUCUCCGUCGAUCUUCCCAAGAAGCACGGCCGUGGUGGUCAGUCCGCCCUGCGUUUCGCCCGUCUGCGAGAGGAGAAGCGCCACAACUACGUCCGCAAGGUCGCCGAGCUGGCUGUGCAGAACUUCAUCACCGCCGACAAGGUCAACGUCGCUGGCAUCAUCCUGGCCGGUAGCGCCGAUUUCAAGAACGACCUGAACCAGUCCGACCUGUUCGACAACCGCCUGCAGUCCAAGGUCAUCAAGGUAGUCGAUGUGUCCUACGGAGGAGAGAACGGCUUCAACCAGGCCAUUGAGCUGUCGUCGGAGACUCUCGGCAACGUCAAGUUCAUCCAGGAGAAGAAGCUCAUCAACCGCUACUUCGACGAGAUCUCGCAAGACUCGGGCAAGGUGUGCUACGGUAUCGACGAUACGUUGAAGGCGCUCGAGGCUGGUGCUGCCGAGACUUUGAUUGUAUACGAGAACUUGGAAAUGACCCGCUGGCAGCUAAAGAGCUCCGAGGGCUCGGAAAUCAUCCUCCACACCACCAAGGCCCAGGAAGCGGACCGCUCCCUGUUUAUGGACAAGGAGACUGGUCAGGAAAUGGAGGUCAUCGACCAGAUGUCGUUCCUGGAAUGGCUCGCUGAGAAGUACCGCGACUUUGGUGCCAACCUCGAGUUCGUCUCGGACCGUUCUUCCGAGGGCAACCAGUUCGUCAAGGGCUUUGGUGGCAUCGGCGCCAUCAUGCGUUACAAGCUCAACUUUGAGCAGCUCGCCGAGUACGACGACGAAGACGAAUUCUACGAUGAUUGACGGUUGUGCGCCCUCGCUGACCGCGAGGCAGAGGCCCCACUCCACGCGUCGAGUGAAGGAACGCCGCCUGCCCGCACCCAAGGUCAACCAGACGCGUCCAGGAAGUUCGUGCAGGCCCUGGAGCAGACGACAUGUCGCCUCUCCCGGUUGUAAACGUGUUGAAGGAAUGCGGACGGAGUGUUUGUAAAACUGAUGGUCUACCCAUUCUUAUUGACAACCCACGCUCACUUCCACGGAGAGGCAGCCGAUCGCUACAGAGAAGCUAUCUACACCUCCGCCGAUGCGCAAGUGCCCACUCUCUAUGAGAAUAUCUGAGCGGGCCAGCAACGAUCAGGGGCGAUCAGGCAAUGGGUCAUCUGCUUUUGCGGGCGUUUCGUAG